Penaeus chinensis is the source of this 442-nucleotide messenger RNA. Its product is annotated as larval cuticle protein 16/17-like. The transcript is spliced from 2 exons. NCBI's taxonomy places the organism in Eukaryota, Metazoa, Arthropoda, Malacostraca, Decapoda, Penaeidae. The coding region runs from base 39 to 368 and encodes 109 amino acids. The record is from RefSeq and is a predicted model, not a curated record.
CAAGAAUCAGUAAGCUCAUGUCCUUAGCCUGAACAGCCAUGAAAGUCCUGGUCCUCGUCACUCUGGGUCUGGUCGCCCUGGCCGCCGCCCGACCCUCCGACAUCAUCGACAUCGAGGAGGACCACAUGGAGCACGAGCAGGAGGGCAUUCCAGGAACGGCCGUGGAGGGCGAGUACUCGUGGGUCGCGCCCGACGGCAACGAAUACGUCAUCAAGUACGUCGCCGACCGCUUCGGUUACCGAGUCGUCGAGGACAACGUUCUGCCAGAGUUCCGUGACGCCAAACCUGACGGUGAAAUGGCCGAGGACGACGACGACGACGACGCUGCUGAAUUCCGUGCUGCUGACGACGAGGAGGACGACGAUUAGAUGAAAUAUAGUACGAAUAUAUUGUAAUGAUUACUGAAAAUAAGAGAAGAAAAUAAACAUUUUCUACUUUUUUA